UUUAGGACCUUAGCCUACCUAGCGAUGUAAAUAAUAAAUAAUGUGAUGCUGUUUUGUUUUAUUUACAGGCCUACUUGGUGAACAGCCUUAGACAUUAUUAUCAAAACAGCAAAACUCUUCAAGCUGAAGAAUGGCAGAUGAUCUUGACGAUUUGCUGGAUGAAGUUGAAACAAAAUUUUGUGUUAAAAAGAAAUCAGAAACUUCGGCAUUAAAUUUGGAUAGAAGAAAGGGAAAGAAUGAAUUUGUUCAUGUUGACCAGAAACAGAAUCAAAGGAAACAUCAAAGGGUAAGAAGUAAACUAGAGGAAGAUGUUGAUGAUAUUUUAGGUUUGGAUGUAGAUCUAGAAAUUUCAGAAGAUGGCCAAGAAAAGCCAUGUGAAAAUAAGUCUUCUACUUCUAGUAUACAGUCAAACACUCCAUUCACUAUUCCUGCCAAAAAAUGUUUCCCUAUAUAUUUUGGAGGAACAUUGUGUGACCAGGGCUUGGGAAGUAGUGUAAAUAAAAGGAUAUGUGAUAAAUUACGCUGUACUUCAUGUGAUUUUAAAGUGGCUAUAUUCUCUGACUAUGAAUGGAAUCCAAAAACAGAUUAUCUUUUUCUACGUAAUAAUGCUCCAGAUUUUCAAAAAUUGAAAUCUAAUCUCAAAAGAAAGAAAGGGAGUUGUGCUUAUAGUUGUCAGUGUAGUUGGCAAAAUGUUCACGAACUUACAGAACUGAAAGAUCCAAAGUUAAAGUGGGUGUGUGGAAAACAUUGAUGAAAUUGUUUGUAAAGAAAGAAAAAAUUGCAGUCAAACACCAGAAAUAUAUACUUUUCAAAAAAAGUAGAGGAUAUUCAGAAACAAUACAAAACUGCAGAAAUGCACUGCUGUUUUUAUUUUAGAUAACCAGUGUAUGUUAAUAACAGGCCAAUUGCCUACACAUGAACAUAAACAGUUCAUAUGCGCGGCUUAUCUGACGGCCCCUCCCACGUGUACCGCCCUAUUGCGUGUCGCACGUACAGCUCAGUGGUUCUGUUGGGGUGUUAAGUUCUUCGUCUGUGAACAUACUCUCAAACCAUGUCAAAUGUCCAUGGCUAUUUAUCAUAUCGCAACCUGCAUAGGUAUUUGCAUUUCGGUAUCCCCUACUUUUUUUUGAAGAGUAUAUUAUAAUAUAGUCUUACUAUAUAGUUUUAAACCGUCCAUACUUUACAACUGUGAAACCCUCUCUACUUCCAAUGGGCACACUUUCUAAUUUGAUCUUUAUUUCAUUUAUAUACUUAUGUAAAGUCUGAUUUGAGAUUUGAGUCAUUGUGAUUGGCUAAAACAAUAUUUGCAAAAUAAAAAGCAUCUCUUCAUUGGCUAAAUGAGAGGUUAUGUCAGCUUAAUCCAACUAAACUUCUGAAGAUUGUUAGAUUAUAUUGCAGCCAGAAUGUUAACCCACAUACCGGUAAUUUAAAGAUAGUCAUCCAGGCAGUCAACAAAUAUUGUCGCAUAUUUUUUCUUUUGUCAGUAAUGAGAACAUUUACAACACAUGUAAAUCUGAUGACGAGUAAUAACCCAUCUAGUAAUUAAAUCAUAAGAAUGUGUUUCAAUUGUUUGUUUCAUGACCCUAAACAAUUUAUAUUAACUUUAGCCUCUAGAGUGAAUGAAUGAAUGAAAUGGGAGUUUUAGCCUCUAGAGCGACCACAAGAUUUUUCAAAGUGAUCAAGGGCUUUAACUCUGGCAGUAAUUAUCUGAAAUCAUUGAAAAUUAGUAGGAUUCUGUGUAUAAGUUUAAAGUCAAUCAGAUAUUAACUUUAGCCUCAAGAGCUUCUACAAGAUUUUUCAAAGUCAUCAAGGGCCAUAACUCUGGCAGUAAUUAUCGGAAAGCGGUGAAAAUCAAUAGGCUUCUUCGUCUCAUGACCUUAAACACUGGGUAUAAAUUUAAAGUCAAUCGCAUAUUAACUUGAGCCUCUAGAGCCAGUAAUCAAGGGCCAUAACUCUGGCAGUAAUUAAUGAAAAUCGCUGCAAAUCAAUAGGCUUCUUCAUCUCAUGACCUUAAACACUACGUAUAAAUUUUAAGUCAAUCGGAUGUUAACUUUAGCCUCUAGAGUGUCCACAACGAAUGGGGGCGACAACAAUAUAUGACCUCAUUUCAAUGUGUCCGUAUAAAAAGAAAUAAAAUUGACCUACUAGUAUAUGGUUGAGAUUUUAGAUGAGAUCAUCCUCAAAUGAUAUUUGACAUAUCAUGCACAAUGUAGAAAUUGAUUGUAAUGUAACCGCAAAUUAAUUUCAACAUAAAAUACUGAUAUUAUUACUAUGUGUUGGUAUUAUUAUAUAGAUAAUACAUUAAGCUUAAUUGUAGGCCCGACAAAAUAGAGAUUUAUACAUAUCACAAUACUCCUCUCAGUGUUUUGUUUAAUUAGACCUAAUCCCACUUAACACUGCCUUAAUGAAAGGAAAUUUCUGUUCCAAAUUAUGAUUGGUCAAUAGUCCCAUUAACAACCAAUAACUAACUGCGUAAAAAUAUCAUUCAAGUUUAAACAGAGCUCCAAAUAUGUUUACAUAACAUUAUGUCAUGACUCACGAAAUUUAUUAUGCCCAAUUAACCAUUGCAUAAAAACUAAUUGCGUGACAAACGAGGCUAUUAAAACGGCUACAAUGUAAACAAUACUGUUUGGAGACGAACAAUACUGUCCAAAUUUUUAGGGAAGACCUCAGAUUAAACAAAGGGCUGUCAUGUUGCUGUACUUAGGAGAGAUUUGACUGAACGGGAAGAAUAGGCACACUCCCUCAAAAACUCAAGUAUCAGAAGUCAAUUCAGUAAUGGCCAAAGAGGGAUUUCAUGGGCCAUUGCUUCAGGAAUAUGACAUAUCAUUAUAUUCACAAUCUUUUUCUCAUUCAGCACCUACAGUCAUUGAAAAAUAAAUUAUUCCCCUUUUAUAAAGAAUACUGUAGAGCAUGUUUUGUUUCCAAAUAUUAAAUUGCCACAUAAUCUUCCAAAAGUAGCAAUAGUAACAGUUACAAAUAGAUCAUGAUAUGAAAAGUUGAAUGUAUUUUGUAUGGUAUUAGUAACAGUGAGUAUGAAUGUAAUCUCAAAUACAAGUAUAAAUGUAAUAAUAUCAAAUGUAAAAUAAAUAAAUGUAAUAUGAAAUAUGUCUGAAUAUAACAUCAAGUACAUGCACGAAUGUAAUAACAAAUACAUACAUGUAUGUGAUAUUGUAUCGCACAGUAUGAUGACUGCCAAAACAUCUCAUCUUAUAUUUCGCACCUACGCAGUUCCUUCUUCCUUCAUGUGGAACAUAUUUGAUAACAUCUUUAUUUUAUCAUGUUAAUCAUCUGGAACACUAAGCACUAUAACUUUGACAAAGUAUCUCAUUACUUAUGAUAAAUGUAAAGAAUUAGGAUAGAGAUAAAAGUUCUGUUUGUUUAGUUUGUUGUUGUAGGAAGUCAUAGAUCACAAUAUUUAUAUUUAGUACUUGUAUAUAGUGUAACAUUAAUUAUCAUUCAUAAUGCAUUGCAUGCUAAUUUCUAUUCAUAAGAUUUCUAAUUGAUUUUGUACCGAGGUGGUUCACCCCAUAUUUUUGUUUUUAAUUAUCUAAGAUGUUCAACCUAAUUUUAUGAAGCAUAAUUCAUUUAUGUGGCUGGCAUGCUUAGAUAUGUAAUGUUUAAUAAAAUUUAAAAUUAUUGUUGAGGUUAUAUUAGGUUUGUUUUAACAUUGGAAUAUACAUGUAUGUUUUAGUAAAAAAUGUCCCAUCUAAUAACUAAGACAAUUGUAAUGGGAUCCCUGUAUAAUUAUAAAUUGUAAUAUUCUUUUAGAAAGUACAAUAUUAACAUCAUUGAACUUUUACACAAUGAGAAUAGAUUGUGUAAGGUUCGAAUACACUGAGCUGUAUUUCUUUUCGUCCGUUUGACGUUUUUUGAGUUAGUGAGUAAAAGGGAACAUAGACCAGCAGAUCCCAGAUUUUCUUGUGUCAAUCCCCCUCUCAAUGGUGCAGGAAGAGGUAAAAAAUGAACAAGCGGUUGUCAUGCAAGAUACGCCCACAUUUUGCAAAAGAUGGACAGUAAACAAGCUAAGAAAAAAAAGCAAUUUUUCGUAAAAUCUGGGGACAUAAUCCAGAAAGUUGUGGUUCAAUGAGCGCGAAUAUCAAAAGGAAUCGAAAUCUCUGGGAUAUAAACAUAUAUUUUAAGUGUCAUCAAAAUCAGAUAACCAGCGGCUGCCAGGCAGGAUACGCCCACAUUUUCGAGAGAUAGAGAACAAGCUAAAAAGAAAGUGAUUUUCCUACAAUCAAGGGCCAUAAUUCAAGAAAUUACAAUUCGGUAUGCGCAAAUAUCGAAAGGAACCGAGAUCUUUGGGUUAUAAACUUACAUUUCAAGUUUCAACAAAAUCGGAUAAAAAUUGUGACCUCUAUAGGGUCCACAACCUUGAUAUACCAUAUUUUUACGCCAUUUGAGAACGAAGUGCGGGCAUUUUGUCUUUCAGUUUUGGGCCGAUUUUCACGAAAUUCGAACUUAGCCAUCCUUAGGGUGUAACGGUGAUAUAAUAAUACGUUUUUUUUAAAUCGGAUAAAAAUUAUGACCUCUAUAGGGUCCACAAGCUAAAAACGUGAUUUUUCGUACAAUCAGGGGCUAUAAUUCAUGAAGUUACGGUCCCAUAUGCCCAAAUAUCGAAAGGAACCGAGAUCUUUGGGUUAUAAGCAUACAUUUCAAGUUUAAACCAAAUCGGAUAAAAAUUAUGACCUCUACAGUGUUCACAAGCUAAAAACAUGAUUUUUCGUACAAUCCGGGGGCCAUAAUCCAUGAAGUUAGAGUUAGAUACAUGCCAAUAUCGAAAGGAACCAAUAUCUUAGUGUGAUAAACCUAUAUUUCAAGUUUCGUUGAAAUCGGAUAAAAAUUGUGCCCUGUAGACUGUACACAAACAGCGGCGACGACGACAAUAAACGUCCACAUGAAAAUUUGGGCGUAUAAAAAUUCUGACCUCUAGAGGUUCCACAACCUUGGUAUUACAUACAUUUACACUAUUUUCGUACAAGGAGCGGCCCUUUUGUCGGACAGUUUCAGUCUGAUUUUCACAGAAUUUGAACUCAACCAUUAUUAGGUUGUAACACUGAUAUAUUUAAACAUUUUUUUAAAAAUCGGAUAAAAAUUGUGCAAUCAGGGGCCAUAAUCCUGGAAGAUACAAUCCGUUGUGCGUGAAUAUCAAAAGGAACUGAGAUUUUGGGAAUAUAAACAUAUAUAUUAAGUUUCAUCAAAAUCGGACAAAAAUUGUGACCUUGAUAUUACAUUUGUGUUCAAGGAGCAGCCAUUUAGUAAGGCAGUUUCGGUCCGAUUUUUACUAAACCAUUAUUAGGGUGUAAACGGUGAUGCAUUUAAAAGAUUUUUAAAAUCGGAUAAAAAUUGUGACCUAUAGAGGGUCCACAAGCUAAAAUCACAAUUUUUGAGUACACUCAGGGGCCAUAAUCCAGGAACUUAAGGUUUGAUAUGCACGAAUAUUGAAAGCAACCGAGAUCUUUGGGUCAUAAACACAUGUUUUAAGGUUCAUCAAAAUUGGAUCAAUAUUGUGACCUCUAGAGGGUCCAAAAACUUGAUAUUACAUACUAAU
Molecule: messenger RNA, 5554 nt
Organism: Patella vulgata (common limpet)
Lineage: Eukaryota; Metazoa; Mollusca; Gastropoda; Patellidae
Product: cilia- and flagella-associated protein 418
Exons: 6
Coding region: 131-751 (206 amino acids)
Cellular component (GO): cytosol
Source: RefSeq, a predicted model, not a curated record